Molecule: messenger RNA, 2923 nt
Organism: Pungitius pungitius (ninespine stickleback)
Lineage: Eukaryota; Metazoa; Chordata; Actinopteri; Perciformes; Gasterosteidae
Product: ras-related protein Rab-39B
Exons: 4
Coding region: 693-1334 (213 amino acids)
Biological process (GO): vesicle-mediated transport; Rab protein signal transduction
Cellular component (GO): Golgi apparatus
Molecular function (GO): myosin V binding; GTP binding; GTPase activity
Source: RefSeq, a predicted model, not a curated record
AAGUUGUAUCUAUGUUAUUUGUAUCUGUCCCUAUCCAAAUAAACAUGAUAAUAAUAAAAGUGCAAUAUUUCCUGAAAUGUACGUCUGCCUUUUUAAAAACAACGCAGGGUCACGUGUUUAUUCACAUUCACGCUGUCACAAACAGCAUCUCAAAGGAAUGAAGCCGUGCACGUGGUUCUGAGCACGGCCGUGGAGCGAUGGCCGGUUUUCCCUCAGUGCUGCGCCUCCGCGCGGCGCUUUACGGCAGUGGUGCUGAUGCGGGAUGAGUCAGGCGAUGUGAUGCUGCUGCCCCUGCUGCCAUUUCAUCAGCAGCGGAACCCCACGGACACGCCGCGACGCACGGGGUUGACACCGCGGGACCCCCCUCCUCCCCCCGCCUGACAGCCACGGGGGGCUUUUUCUCUUUCGUGGCUCCGGGUUUUAUUCUCGUUUUUGGAUUCUCAUUUCGUCGCACUUGCUGCGUCUCGUCGCUCGGUUCUCGACCGGAACCUGACACCAAGGAGAGAAUCUGCCCAGCCCCCCCCCCCCCGCAUUCGGGCUUAUUCUUGUUAUUUUUGGGGGUGAGGCCCCCGAAGUCCGACCCCACCGCACCAUGGAGCCCGCGCCGGCCUGCCUGUGAACACGCUCCGGCCUGAGCCGCUCUCCAAAAGCGACGGACCCGCGCACCGGGCAGAGAGCGCGCCGGGCGGGUCAUGGAGGCCAUCUGGCUCUACCAGUUCCGGCUGAUCGUCAUCGGGGACUCGACGGUGGGCAAGUCGUGUCUGAUCCGCCGCUUCACGGAGGGCCGCUUCGCGCACGUGUCGGACCCCACGGUGGGCGUGGACUUCUUCUCACGGCUCGUGGAGAUCGAGCCGGGCAAGCGCGUCAAGCUGCAGAUCUGGGACACGGCGGGCCAGGAGCGCUUCAGGUCCAUCACCAGGGCCUACUACCGCAACUCGGUGGGCGGGCUCCUCCUGUUCGACAUCACCAACCGCCGCUCCUUCCAGAACGUCCACGACUGGCUGGAGGAGGCCCGCAGCCACGUGCAGCCCCACAGCAUCGUCUUCCUGCUGGUGGGCCACAAGUGUGACCUGGAGGCCCAGCGCCAGGUGACCCGGCAGGAGGCAGAGAAGCUGGCGGGCGCCUACGGGAUGCGCUACGUGGAGACGUCGGCCCGCGACGCCAUCAACGUGGAGCACGCCUUCACCGAGCUCACCAGGGACAUCUUCGCCCUGGUGCGGUCCGGAGACAUCGCCAUCCAGGAGGGCUGGGAAGGCGUGAAGAGCGGCCUCGUCCCCAACGUCGUCCACUCCUCCGAGGAGGUCACCAAGAGUGACCGCCGCUGUCUGUGUUGAUCUGGUCUGGGGACAGCUUUUUUUCGGGACUGAAGGUGGGGGGGGGGGAGUGUCCCCCUCUCGUCCUAUAUGCAAUCACAUGACCACACGCCAAACCACCACUUGGUGUCCACCAUCGUCCGAGCACACUAAGCAUAUUUCAGUGAAAUUGUCUACGGCGUCGACUCCUUCUGCUCACACGCCGCUCUUUACGCUCGCCGCUGACCCGGUUACUAACAGACCCCCCCAGCAGCUUCGGGGGCCCGGCCCUCACCGGUUGGACUCGCUGUGGCCGAUGGAGCCACAAAGCACCUCAGGUGUGGAGGCCCAUUUGGGUUCCUGGGAGGUGACCCAAUCCCAGAGGGACAAGGUGACCACGCAGAGGACGUCCUCCAACACACCAUCUUCACGGGGGACGGACCGGGCCGCUUUUCCGAUACCAAAGCCGGUUGCUAACGGCAACGUCACGUCAUGUGACCAAGUGCAAAAGGAGCUUUCUCUAAUUCUAGCGACACGUUCUCUCUCCAGACGUGAGGCCAGUUACUGAUGUUUUUCUUUUUUAAAGCCAAUGAGUGAAUCACAACAUCGAAUAAAAGGUUUUUAAGGAACACCUGAAUUAAUGUUACACUAUUUAAACAUUUAAACACAUUUGAGAUCAGCACUGGACCAAAUCCAUCUGUUUGGAUGAACCACGUUGAUUUGCUGUAAUUCUUUUAUUCAUAUAAUUGGUUCAGCUAUAAUUCAUGAGCUCUUGUUUUUUGUCCUUAACGUGAGGCACAGGCCUAAAUGAAUGCUCCAUCCUCGCUAUGAUGGCCAUCAUUUCAUCAAGCCCCCCCCAAACGUUCACACGCUACGCCUUCUUUGGCUCCAAAGAGUUCUGCUGGUGUUUUCUUCAUUUAACAUGAAUGUAUCAGCCGGGAAGAAAGAGGUUUUGAAAAGAGGCGCAAAAGAGUCAAUUUGUUAAAAAAAAAGAACUGGUGAUUUAGAUGAUGUGAGACUUAAUUUUAGUUAUAUUUCAUUCCCUUUGUUUCAACAUUAUUCAUAUAAGACUUUUGGGUACCGGUGUUUUUGAAAUUGAACAUUUUCAAGCUGCUGGAAGCUCUUCACUCAGAUGCUCUGUGGAAAUAACUGCCUUUGUCGUUUGGGGACAUUUAGCUUAUUGUCUGAGCACUUGUUAAAGACGAGAAGACGUCGUGCUGGAGGAGCCGUCGAGUCACAUGACGCGACUGGACCCGGACUUCUGUUCAAUCCGAGCUUCAGUCUUUAUGCUAAGCUACUUUAAAGGAUCCCCACAUGUGGAGGAAGCAGAUAUGGUUUUUGGACUGUGAAAGGUCUCUUAGAUUCGGAGCUGAACUUCUCGCCCAAAUCAUUUGACGGCUCAGUUGCUUUUGUUGCCCAGUAACGAAGGUUAAUAAUGACUGUGCACUCCCCUCAUGGCUCUGCUUUCCUUCGAGGCUCACAGACAGCGGAGGAGGAACAUCUAAAGGCCUCACAGGAGCCACAAGGCUUCAUCUCUCUGAGACCCUGAAUCUCUCCGUCUCUCCCUCUGCGCUACUCAUCUCCAGCUGAAAUGUACUAAGUGAAUAAAACGUGACUGGAAUAUAGAAAUA